Chelmon rostratus (copperband butterflyfish) is the source of this 5055-nucleotide messenger RNA. It is a transcript of the gene qkia, whose product is annotated as QKI, KH domain containing, RNA binding a. The transcript is spliced from 8 exons. The record is from RefSeq and is a predicted model, not a curated record. NCBI's taxonomy places the organism in Eukaryota, Metazoa, Chordata, Actinopteri, Chaetodontiformes, Chaetodontidae. Gene Ontology annotation, molecular function: mRNA binding. Gene Ontology annotation, cellular component: nucleus. Bases 271 to 1440 code for a protein of 389 amino acids. Gene Ontology annotation, biological process: regulation of mRNA splicing, via spliceosome.
UCCCCGAGCGCACACGGCGUAGAGGAGAGUACGGCGCACGAGUCUCUGGAAGGAAGAUAACGGUUUCUUUUUUUGCCCCCUCUCCACUCAAACAGCAAGAGCAAACCAAACCUGAAUUUUAGGGGGGUUUAUAGAGUCUUCUCGUCACAAGGAGGAGGGAAGCGAGGGAUUGGAGCCGCAAGUUUUUUUUUCUUUUUCGUUUUUUUUCUCUUUUCCCUAAAAGAGGAUUCUGUGUUUCGCGGUGGUUUGUUCUCCGCUCUCGCCGCAAAGAUGAUGGUCGGAGAGGUCGAAGUGAAGGAGCGACCGAGGCCGAGUCCCGACUAUUUGAUGCAAUUGUUAAACGAGAAGAAGCUCAUGACCAGUUUGCCAAAUCUCUGCGGCAUCUUCACACACCUGGAAAGGCUUCUCGAUGAAGAGAUCAACAGAGUGCGUAAAGACAUGUACAGCGACACAGUGAAUGGCCUUGUGGACAGACACCCUCUGGAGCUGCCUGAGCCUAUUGGACCCAUUGUCCACCUGCAGGAAAAACUGUUUGUGCCUGUCAAAGAGUACCCUGAUUAUAACUUCGUGGGGAGAAUUCUUGGCCCUCGGGGACUCACAGCCAAACAGUUGGAAGCAGAGACGGGAUGCAAAAUCAUGGUGCGAGGCAAGAGCUCCAUGAGAGACAAGAAGAAGGAGGAGCAGAACAGAGGGAAACCAAACUGGGAACACCUAAAUGAAGACCUUCAUGUCCUGAUCACAGUGGAAGAUUCACAGGCCAGAGCUGAGAUCAAGAUGAGGAGAGCAGUGGAGGAGGUCAAGAAGCUCCUCGUACCUGCUGCGGAGGGAGAAGACAAUUUGAAGAAGAUGCAGCUGAUGGAGCUAGCGAUUCUCAACGGGACAUAUAGAGACAACAACAUCAAAACACCCACCCUUGCAUUCUCUCUUGCAGCGGCAGCAGCAGCUGCUCAGGGCCCUCGUCUCAUAGCGGCCCCCACUGGUCAGGUGUUGCCUCCCCCGGCACUCCGGCCCCCAACGCCAGCUGGGGCCCCCAUCAUGAACCUCAUCCGGCCCACUCAGAUGGCUGCCAUGCUGCCCAAUGGCACCCCCACUUUGGUGCCUCCCACACCGGAUGGCGGGCUUAUCUACACCACCCCUUAUGAGUACCCUUACGCCCUGGCACCCACCUCCCUGCUGGAGUACCCCAUCGAGCACAGUGGGGUUCUAGGUAAGAGAGCCUGGGGAAGCAUGGGUGCAGCAGGUACAGCGGCCAGCUUUAGCCAGCCUGGACAGGAGGGCAGCUUGUUUUACCCCGGAGCUGGGGUGCUCGACGCGGCUUCCAUGAGCCACAGUCAGGACUUGUUGAAAGGUGCAAUGGCUACUAAAGUGAGACGGCAUGACACGCGGGUCCAUCCUUACCAAAGGAUUGUGACCGCUGACAGAGCCGCCACCGGCAACUAACACAUGACCUUCUGACCUCUGAACUCUUCACCCAAUGACGAGCCGCCCCAAGCCUGCCUGCUGAUCAGUUAACUGGUAAUUGCCUUUUGCUAGCCUCUCGGACGCAAGUGAGAGAGAGAGAGGCGCCUGCCCGUACAGUUACCCUAACACGUUCUGACAAAAAAUAGAAACCAACGCAGAAUCUUCACAGAAACACAACAAAACCCAACAAAGUUGUGUAAUAUUCAUUUUUUCCCUCUGUUCAUUGAGUUCAAUUCCCAUUCUUUCUCUUUCUUUUUCUUCAUGAAUCAUAUACUGGGUGGAUGUGUUUGUGGUAUUACUCAUAAAUCUGCACUGAAUUAUAUAGCAAUAAAGACCCCCACCCCAACCUGCCCACCCACCCUCCUGCAAUUGCUCUAAUUUGGUGACCUCACUUGUAUGAAUCAAAGUUCAAUAUCUAUUUGACGCAAACCAUUUGGUUUCAGAGUAAUGACAUAAAUGUCAAGCCCCUUCCUGCUCCCACCCUGUUCCAACCACCCGCCUACUGGGAGAGAAAAAGAAAUAGAAGGAAAGAGAACAUACACUCACAUUAACUUGUUUAAUUUCUGUCAUUUUUCACAUGUAGUGCAGUUGUUGAGCUCUAAGAUGUAAUUAUGAGCUGACACAUUCUGGGUGUGCACCUCCAAACAGCUUUCUGUCUGUUUUUAAAACGCAUGGCUGAAAUGAUUGCAAAAGGAGCUUUUUAUGAUUUAUGUGUUGUUGUUUUUUUUUUUCUUCUGUCUUGUUUUUUUUUUCUUAUACUUUUGAGUCAUUUCCUCCACUUGAUUUUGUUUUUUUCUGUUGUUCAUAUUUGACUAAUUAGCUUUGCUUAAAUUGACUAGCCAAAAUUGAGGCAGGUGGUUAUCUCUGGAAAACAAAACGCAAUCUGAUGUUUGAAGCAGGCUGCAGAAAGUAAGAAAUGAUGAAGGGCAAGAUGGGAAGGUCACUAUUUGGGAUGAUGGGUCUCCGUGUGUGUGUGUUUUUAAUUAAUACUACGAUGAAAGUAGGGUGUGCUGAGGCUUCGGGGAUAUUGGAGCAGUGCUUAUUAGCCACUGACCAUUGCUACGCCCCCAUCCACACUACAUCCAUUAUACAGUGCCUGAUGUAUUUAGAAAAAUAUCUUGAUGAGUUAGCUGAGCUGUGAUUGAAAAGACAAAAAAAAAAGUAUUAAGUGUGCAUAUUUAGCCAAAGGGUUUUCCAGUGAAUUAUAUAUCUGCAAUUAUGCAUCUGUCUCAUUGAGGGCUCUCUUUGUGAUUUUAGAGUUUGGAAAGGUGUGAAUUUGUGGUGCCUGCCUUCAGCUGGAACAGACAGCCAGUCAGUCAGUUAGAUGAUUUUUCAUCCAUUAAUACUCUAUUUUUUUCUGAGGAGGUGAAUGCAGACAGUUAACACUAAAUCAACAUGCUACUCAUUUACAGUACAUUGCUAGGGGGAAGGGCACUUUGAAGUUCUGUACAUAAAUGCUUUUGUCAUGUUACCUGGUUUGAGUUGUCUCAUCAGCCACAUUGCCAAAAGAGUGUUUCUUUUUCAUUUUUGCAUCUCAGCAUUUGGCCAAUUUUUUUUUUUUUUUUUUAAGUGUAUUUUUAUUUUUAACCUCAGUUAAAUUUUAGUUCAGACAUCAGGUGGGCAUAAUCUGAGCCUCCCUGCAAAUUAGAGAGCCUUUUUCUUUAAGUGAUGAAACAUUUCUUUUGAACACAUGACAAACCAUCCAAAAGCGCAUCCACAAUGUGUCACACCUCCCUGUGAUCGUAGUCUAGCUCCCGAGCCCACAAUCUUUUGUUUAACUCUCUCAAGAAAAAAUAGGAUGUGAAAGCCAUGCCUGCCUGUUCAAAUUGCUUUAUACAUACGUCUUAUAUAUAUAUAAAUAUAUAUAAAUAUAUAAAAAUGUAGAUAUCUGUCAUUGCAUAUACAAAUACAGAAGAGAACAAAACAUAGAUAAUUUUACAGGGUGCUGGAGAAGAGAAAAAAAUUGAAAAAUCUAUUUUUGGCAAUUUUAGCUUUUGAUACUUUACUUGCAGUUACAAAAUCAGAAAAAAUAAAAUAAAAAAAGUUUAAAACAGUAUGGGGGGGGGGGACUGAGUGGGUGAGGAAAAAGUGCUGUUACCUUGGAUAUGAUUGGAAAGGAAGACGAAGACCAAAACAGUCAUAACCCUUGAAAAGCUAGCGAGGAUCAGAAGCGAGACCGACGCCUAGAGAGUUUUAAAAGGAUUAAAUCAAAGUGCCUUAUGAACAGUGGUUUCUGUUUCCUGAGUAUUCCAGUUGUGUUCAAUAAUAUCCAGCACCCACCAAGAUGGCGCAGAGAGGGAAUGGCUAGUGUUCCGCGCUCUGAAUAGUCGAGCAGGGUAGCUCCCACCAUAUCGUGGUGUUACCGAAGUUAUUCUAUGCAAAAAGAAUAGCAGUCGUUUUGACCAGCUAAAAUAUGUGCCAUGGUUUUGUCUUCCUGAAAUUUCUUUUUUUCUUUUUCCUUGACUUGAUGGCCCUUUACUCUGCUGUAUGUGCAGGUUUUGUUCUCUUUUUAUUUAGAUUUUAAUGAUCAUAUGAAAUAUUGUCUUGAUUUAUGGUGACUGUGACUAACUUCCUAGAACAAAUUGAACUGCCAAUAGCAACGCAGUAGUCUGCCAGAACAUUUGAUCAUGAGCUGAGAAAAAUACAUAACAUACAAGGGAACUGAUAUGAAAAGGGGGAGGGGGGGCUGUUUCAACAGCUGCAAACUGAAAGCAUCCAGUCCACGUCUCUCGAUGUCAGUUUGACAACAAACUAUCAAUACAAUCAGGAGAUGUCUAAUGGACGAAUGAAAUGCUGGAUAAUGAAACAAGCGACUCUAUUUCACAGCCAAAUAGUUUUCAGUUAUUGAAACAACCGACAGUUUAUUGCUGGAAGGUGAAAUCAACUCAUAAUAUCAAAUUGAGGAAUUCUUAGAUCCCAAUAUUACUUGGCAGUUUGUUUUUUGUAUUCAUGGCUCUUUCAUCAUGCUGUUACACCGAAAGGUCAAUGAAUUUUUCUUUUUUCAGUGUUAUUAUUUUAAAUUGAAAUGCAAUAUUAAAGUGGAGCAAGAGAUGGCAAUUCAGCAUUUGACAGUAUUAAGAAAAUUCCCUCUGCAAUGUUACAACUUGCUGUGUCAUUGUGAACGGCUGGAUAAGUCCAUCAGGUGAAAGGUUAACUCUAUACCUACCGUAUUCUCUCUGGCCUGCCUACUACAUGUAUGAUAAUGUAAUUAACAGCCAUUGUUACAGGUUUAUAAUGUAUUUUUCUAAUCUCAUUUUAUAUGUAUAUUAAUCAUGUUUCUGAGUGCUUUUUUUUUUUUUAUGAAACCCACUGCAACUCCCCUCCCCCCUUCCCCCAAGCAGCCCUCUCUUCCUCCCCCCCUUCUCUUUUACAUCUUGAAAACUGUCUCUUGUGGGGAGUGUUGCCUUUUCCCUGUUAUAUUUUGUUUUGUUUUCUUGCCAAUUCCCAGCUUGUUUAACUCAUUAGCUACUUUAUUAGUUUUCUUGUCAUAAGUAUUUUUACAUGCUUGCAUUUAGUUUUCAUGGUGUAUGCUGUUAUUUUUCUUAUUAACCUCUUGGCAUUUAUUUUAAUAAAACAUUCUUAGUAAGAAUUUUA